Messenger RNA from Mycena indigotica, 1953 nucleotides. RefSeq lists its product as uncharacterized. The record is from RefSeq and is a predicted model, not a curated record. The coding region runs from base 1 to 1953 and encodes 650 amino acids. Lineage: Eukaryota; Fungi; Basidiomycota; Agaricomycetes; Agaricales; Mycenaceae. The transcript has 3 exons.
AUGCUCGUCCCCUUCCUCCUCUUUGCCCUCCAAGUUCUCUCCCCCCUUCCCCUCGCCAACGCGGCCCCCGCGCCCGCCCCUCCACCCGCCAGCCACAACGUCACCCUCUCCGCCGCCGCCCCCUCGAUAACCUACUCCGCCGGCUGGACCGCCGCUCAGGGCGCGCGCACGAGCGUGGUGCGCGGCGCGACGGCGCAGUUUGCGUUCACCGGCACGGCGCUGUACGUCCUGGCCCCGCUCUUCCAAACAGGCAGCAACGCCGGGCUGCAGGUGACGGUCGAUGGGGGCCCGCUGGCGGUGGUCGGCCUGGCCGCUCCGGCGGGCGUGUCGCGCGAGCCGAAGGUCCUGCCGACGUCCACUGUUCAGAUAGCGCCGGCGUCCGCUUCCGUGCUGUCCUCUGCCGCCGUCGCUCCCAGUGUCAUCGUCGCCUCCUCCUCCUCCUCCAGCGGCCCGGUCGGCCCGCCCGUUCCCUCGCAGAGUCUCGCCCGCGUUCCGCGCCAGCUCGCCCUUCCGGGCCCCGCCCCGGCGGCCGCCGCGCAGAUCGUGUUCUCCGCGACGGAUUUGCAGGACGGGCCGCACACGGUGGUGUUCGCGAUGCCCGCGCGGAGCAGCGUGGUCGCGCUCGGUGGGCUCAUAUUCACGACGUCCCAGCAGGCUGAUACGAAUACUGGUGCUGGUACUAGCGGCGUCAAUCUAGGCGCUGCAGCUGCAACGGCGCCGAGUCUGACGCCGUCCGACGAUGCGCCCGAGUCCACCACCCCCGACUCCGCGGCGAACGAUGCCACACCAUUUGCUGUCCCCGGACCCAGCACGAGCUCCGAGUCCGCCCCGGCGCCCUCCGAGCUCCAGACCUCCUUCGCGAGCGUCCCCCGCCCCUUCCCGUCCGGCCCCGUCAACGCGUACCACGACGUGCCCGUCGGCGCCGUCGGGCCCGACCCGGUCCCCGCGCCGGGCGAGACCGCCGCCGUCGUCCCCCCGCAGACACACACGCUCGCGGCGAGCACGCGGCAGGCCGCGCUCGUCGGCGGCGUCCUCGGCGUGCUCGUCCUCGCGGGGCUGCUCACCGCCCUGGGGCUGUGUCUCCGCAAGACGCGCCGGCGCGCGCGCGUGUUUGCACCGCCCGCGCAUGGUGGCGCGACGUAUGAGUUCGACUAUAACCGCCAGCGGGGGUACUCCGCGGAGCAGCAGCAGCCGCGGUACGCACCGCCGUCCGCGUCGAGCGCAGCGCUCGUGUCCCGGCCCCCCGUCGCGCAGGCGGGCCCGGUCGUCCGGCUCGCCGCGCCGCCCCCGGCCCGGCGCAGCCAGCCGCGCGAGCGUGUGGUUGCCCCGCGGUCCCCGCUCGGCGCCGCGCCCCGGCUCGUCCCACAGCCGGCGCCGGAGAUGCGCGAGAUCGCGUACGGCUUCCCGGCACCCCCGGGGUCUGCCAAUGCCAAUACGCUGCUGGUCCCGCCCACGCCGGGUAAAGGCCUCCCGCCGCGCACGCCCGCGCCGACGACGCCGCUCCCGCUGACGCCUGCGCCGGUCCCGCCGACGCCCGCGACGCCGUGGUCCCCCGCUGCGUCGGACGCGCCGACGCCGUCGACGGCCGCGUCCUUCGCGGUGCCGCUGGUGGACCCCGCGCUCGGGUACGGCUGGACCGUCGGGCCGGCCCCCGCCCCCGCGCAGAUGCAGAUGCAGAUGCAGAUGCCGUCGCUCGUCGGCGUGCACCCGUUCUCCGCCGGCACCCCCACCGGGGCCGGGACAGGUCCGGGGCGGACGACGCUGUACGCGCCCGCGCUGUCGGAGAAGGCCGCGCUCGCGGCGCUGGACCGCGCGCGCGACGAGGCUGCUGCUGCUGCUGGGGGCGCGGACGGCGCGCCGGCGUACCGCGAGAAGGACGCCGCGCAGCUGUUUGAUAGUGGUACCCGGGCGCGCGCGAGCACGAGUGCGAGUCUCCCGGUGUACGAGCCGUGA